This is a messenger RNA of Vigna unguiculata (cowpea), 1659 nucleotides long. RefSeq lists its product as uncharacterized. Lineage: Eukaryota; Viridiplantae; Streptophyta; Magnoliopsida; Fabales; Fabaceae. The record is from RefSeq and is a predicted model, not a curated record.
AUGACGUCCGAGGGUGGUCCACAAGUCAUUGUAACUGAUAGGGAUCUUGCUCUAAUGAAUGUUGUUGGCAUGGUGUUCCCUCAGUGUUAUCAUCUUCUAUGUCGUUUCCACAUUCAAAAAAAUGUGCAGGCAAAGUGCAAAAUGUUAGUAAAUUCUGUUGAUGCAUGGGAUGUUGUAUUGCAAGCCUGGGAGAAUGUCAUGGACUGUGAAGAUGAAUUAAAGUUCAACGAGUGUGUUCAUCGUCUUGAGCUUGUUUGCCAGCCAUGGCCUGUAUUCUUUGAAUAUGUUAACGACUCGUGGAUCAUUCCUUAUAAGAAAUUCUUUGUGAAGGCAUGGACGAACAAAGUUAUGCAUUUGGGGAAUACAACAUCAAACAGGGUUGAGUCUGCUCACUGGAGUCUGAAGAAAGUUCUUGGAAGUAGUAUGGGAGACCUUUGUUCGUGUUGGGAUGGAAUUCACAACGUUAUUAUCUUGCAACACAACGAAAUUAAGGCGUCUUUUGAAAGAAUGGGAAAUAUUUCUAGAUGUGCCUUAGAACUCCUUGCUCCAGAGUUGGAAAGAGUAAAGAAGAUUGGAUUCGAUAGUAGUCGUUGUGGCUGCAUUCUCAGACAAACUUAUGGUCUACCAUGUGCGUGUGAAUUAGCACGAUAUGAUCCUGGGAUUAUUCCUCUCCAAGAAAUUCAUGUCAUGUGGACUAGGUUGAGCUUCUCCAAUGUCUCGUCUUCACAAUCUGAAGGGCAAUUAUCUAUUCAGAGGGAGGUUGAUCUACUGCUUAAUCUUUUCAAAGAAGUUGAUAUUGCAGGAAAAGUGACCAUAAAACAUAAAUUACUUGACAUAGUUAGCCCUUCCAUGACAUCGAUGUUACCACCACCGAGUAAAGUUAAGACGAAAGGUGCAGCUAAGAGUCAUAGAUCAAAGAAGUCAACCAAACGUGAUCCCUCCUAUUUUGAGCAUGUGGACGCCUUCAUUGAGUCCUCAAGACAAGACACAUGUGUUGCAAAAACAGAAAACAAGGUGAAGAGCAAACGUGUAAUUGAAGAGAAAGUAAUACCCAUGCUAGAACAGUUCAAUCCUGUUUUUCAUCCUUAUAUACUCGAUGUUGUCGAUGUUGUGGCGGACGGUCAUUGUGGAUAUAGAUGCAUUGCUGCAUUGUUGGGUAUGGGUGAGGAGUCGUGGCCUCUAAUCAGACAUGAUCUAUACAAAGAACUUAGUCAAUGGCGAGAUGAAUAUGCAACGUUAGUUGGAGGCUAUGAUCGUCUGGAAGAACUGAGAAAGUCUUUGCUAGUUCAAUCACCAUCAGGGGCUAAUCGAGACAAGUGGAUGACUAUACCAGACAUGGGGUAUGCGAUUGCUAAUCGGUAUAAUGUAAUCCUCGUGUGCUUGUCAUCAGUUCAGAAUUUGACUAUAUUCCCACUUCGUACAUCCCCACCUAUUUCGCAAAGUCAACAUCGACUAAUUUGUAUCGGACAUGUUUACAAUUCUCAUUUUGUGCAGGUUCGUCUACAAGAAGGCUGUCCAUUACCGACAGUGGAUAUCAUAUCAUCUAGCAAUUGUUACCCAAAGGCAAAAGGGUGGGCAUCAUUUUAUAGAGAUAGGAUGCAAGCAUUCCUAGAUUUACACAUAGUGGAUCGUAGUUAUGUAGAUCUCAUGGAAGACUGA